Molecule: messenger RNA, 1683 nt
Organism: Aspergillus tubingensis
Lineage: Eukaryota; Fungi; Ascomycota; Eurotiomycetes; Eurotiales; Aspergillaceae
Product: chitinase
Exons: 1
Coding region: 1-1683 (560 amino acids)
Molecular function (GO): chitin binding
Source: RefSeq, a predicted model, not a curated record
AUGGUGGCCCUCGCUUGGCUCGGUGUGGCAGCAGCCUUCGUGCUGACCGCAUGGCCACCUUCAGCUAUCGCAAGCCCUGGCUUCCGUAGCUUUUCCAGCCAGAGCUACAAUAGCGGUGCUUCCGCUUGUCCUGAGCGCUGCCGUGAUGCUGGGCCCAAUACGGGGAACUGGUCGGUGUACUCGGGCUUCAAGCAGAUCCGGAAGUGCAAGGAAACGAUCUUCUAUGACUUCUCCCUGUUUGACGAUGUUGAUGAUUGGGAGAGAACCCACCGCAUUCAGGCCUGCUCUUCAUACGGGCCGGACUUUGCCACUUUUCCAGCGACUACAACUCAUGUUACUUCUAGCAAGCCCGUUGAUGUUCAGUUUGAACUUGGGUGGUGGCAGGAGGGUUUCGGUCUGGCGGGUGCUGGGCUGCGGUCAAUUGUUAGGCAGAUGCGCCACUAUGCCGAUGGAGAGCAUGGCAAGUCCGAUAGGCCAUUUAUCAUAUACGGUCAGUCUGGUCAAGCUACAAUCGGGUUGUAUAUUGGCCAGGGUCUGCUGAAACAAGGGCUCGGCGAGUCUGCGCUCAAGCUCUUCCAGGACAAUCUUGGCAAUCUUGCCAUCUCCACCCCUAGCUUAGCUAUGCAGCUCUGUGAGGAAGGCUAUGAUAGCACACAUGUAUUCGGUAUUAUGGCGACGAGCAAUGGAACCUUUGCUCCCAUACAAAGUGCAAUCAAGUCUUGGGCUAAUGCGACGUGCUUAUCGUUCCCCGGAUCUGUCAAGCUUGCGGGCUCGGUGAAAUUCACUACGCCGCUCCUGAAUGACAACCACACUACCGCGGCCAAUUCCACUUACUUAGGGCGCAAUCUGGUUCAGAAAAGGGGGAGUGGCGAGUGUACAACUGUACAGGUUGACGCUGGGAACGGCUGUGCAGACCUGGCAGUGAAAUGCGGCAUCUCGGGCGCUGACUUCACGAAGUACAACCCCGGCAAUGAUUUCUGCUCCACGUUGAAGCCUAAGCAGCAUGUUUGCUGCUCUGAUGGAAUUCUUCCUGAUUUUCGUCCCCAGCCCAACGAAGACGGCUCAUGUAGGGCAUACCAGGUCCAGGCCGAUGACAAUUGCGACAGCCUCGCUGCGGAAUACAGUUUGAGCAGCGAUGAUCUUGAGAAUUUUAACAAGGACACCUGGGGUUGGAAUGGCUGCGAGCUUCUGUUCAAAGAUACAGUUAUGUGUUUGAGUGAAGGAACUCCGCCCUUCCCCGCAGAGAUCUCCAACGCUCAGUGUGGUCCCCAAAAGCCAGGCACAAUCCCGCCAUCGAAUGGCUCGAAUAUUGCCGAUCUCAACCCUUGUCCGCUCAACGCAUGCUGUAAUAUAUGGGGCCAAUGCGGCAUAACUGCGGACUUCUGUGUUGAUACAAACACUGGGGCCCCGGGAACGGCUGAGCCAGGAACCUACGGCUGUAUAUCGAAUUGUGGGAUGAAUGUUGUGAAAGGAUCUGGGUCUGGGGAUGUCAAAAUCGCCUACUAUGAAGGCUACUGCCUCAGCAGGAAGUGCCUCUUUCAGGAUGCUUCGCAGAUUGAUACCUCGCAAUACACGCACCUUCAUUUCGGCUUCGGAACACUGACCGACUCUUGGGAGGUUGAGACAGGGAAUACACUGUCCACCUACAAUUUUUGGCGAGUUCAAGAGACUCUCAGGAGCUAA